GGAGUUCCAUCGUACAUUCGUUGCCUAACCAUUCAAAAUUCUAAAUUGUACAAUACGAAAAUUGUACAAGAUUUCGGAUAUCACGACAAACAUAAUAGGAUAUGAGACUCUUCUCCCUGCUGUAUGGCGUCGUCGUCAGGAACGUAGACAGGCGGGUGCCGGCCCCGCUGAGACCCUUUUGGACCUCACCCACGGGUCCGCAGACAGUCUUCUUCUGGGGUCCUGUUUUCAAAUGGAGCGUGGUUUUAGCUGGGCUUGGUGAUGUGCUUAAUCGACAGCCGCAUCUGAUAUCAAAAAAGCAGACACUUGUCCUAGCUUUGAGUGGUGUCCUAUGGUCUCGCUGGUCUAUGGUCAUCAGGCCCAGGAACUAUAAUUAUAUGGCCUGCAAUGCUGUGAUGUCUGCUUCCCAAGUCGUCCUGCUGUGGAGGAGCAUUAGUAAUGAUCUGGUCAAGGUGUGGCAGGACUUUCGGUCACCCCGAGGAGUGGAACCCAACAGCACUGUCCCACUUUCUAAACAAGAUCAUUAAAGAGUCUAAGCAUGCUAACAAAUAAAACUAUUGACGCUGUUCUGGAUUGACAUUGCGGCGCCAACAUUUCACUCGUGAAAUA
Messenger RNA from Drosophila pseudoobscura, 609 nucleotides. Its product is annotated as mitochondrial pyruvate carrier 4-like. The coding region runs from base 102 to 527 and encodes 141 amino acids. Gene Ontology annotation, cellular component: mitochondrial inner membrane. The record is from RefSeq and is a predicted model, not a curated record. The transcript has 3 exons. Gene Ontology annotation, biological process: pyruvate import into mitochondria. NCBI's taxonomy places the organism in Eukaryota, Metazoa, Arthropoda, Insecta, Diptera, Drosophilidae.